GCAUUUGUAUACAGUAAACAGCAACAACAACAACAAACCAUACCGCACAGCUGGCUAAGGAAUACGUGAAAAUUGCAGUAAAAACGUUGAUAAACACUAUCAACAUGGUCGAAACGGUGAUUGACGAAUGUAAGGGAGACGACGGGCCACAAAAUGUGCUGGACGCAUUUCAGGAGAGCGACAAACAGCGAGUGCUUCAGCUGAUAGACGGGCUGCAUGACAAAUCCGUCACGGAGGACGAUUUCGAGCAUGCCUACGAAGAGUAUUCCGGCAUCUUUUCCAAGUACCAGGAGCAGCCCCACCUGCUGGAUCGUAGCCUGGAGGAGAUAGUGAACAAAAUCAUUCCAUUUUUGCAAGAAGCCGAUGCCGCAAUGCACACUAAACAUCGUGCAUCAAAAUACCUCUACCAAAUAUGUAAGGUUCGCACGUUUAAGGCCUUUGCAAAAAACCUUCCGCAUGAGGUGCGUCAUCUGUCGUUUGUGCUGUGUCUCGUGGAGCAGCAGAAUCUGGACGAUUGGCAAAACUGGGAAACCCGGUACAUGGGUCUGCUGUGGCUAUCGCUGCUAGUGCUCAAUCCGUUCGAUUUAAGCCGGCUGGAUACGUCCGAGCCGGGAUGCCCCUCCACGAUGGAGCGUAUCUACGAGCUGUGCAAAGCUAACUGCCUGAAGGAUGAUAGCUGCACGCCAGUGGUCGCCUUUUUGGUAGCACGAUUCGUUAUACGAAACGAUGUGAAGAUGGUGUUUUUGGAGAAAAUGUUCGACUGGGCCAUGACCGUCAACGCAGAUUACACAGUGGACGCUAAAAUUGGUCCGCUUACAGCGAUUGCAUGCAUCCUGAAGCAUGGAAAGCGCGAGGAUUUGCUUCCCUACGUCAAGCGGCUUAGCAAUUGGGUACUGCACCUGGAGUACGAAACAAUCUCGAAGGACUUCAAAAUCUAUAAAACAUGCAUCAAGAUCUGUCAACGCAUCGGGCUGGUUCUGCUGCCACCGAAGAUUGCCAAAUGGCGCUACCAACGAGGUGCACGUUCGUUGCUAGCGAACGUUCAAAAAACGGUUACCCUCGCUUCACUGAAGGAGGUGCAGCAGACGGAAUCGUUGUCCGAGCGUACGGAGGAGGAGGAGGAUGACGUCGAUGAUGAGGAAGUUCCGGGCGACAUUGAGGAGAUCGUCGAGCGGCUACUGCUUGGCCUGAAGGGCAAUUCAACGAUUGUGCGCUGGUCGUCGGCGAAAGGCAUCGGUCGAAUCACUAACCGGCUGCCGAAGCUACUGGGAGAUGAAGUCGUGUCAUCCGUGAUUGAGCUGUUGAAUCCACUCGAGCAAGAUGAUGCUUGGCACGGGGCCUGCCUGGCAUUGGCGGAGCUGGCCAAACGUGGUUUAUUGCUACCGUCGCGAUUGUCCGAAAUCGUGCCACUGCUUCUGCAAGCGUUGGUGUACGAUGAAAUACAGGGAUAUCGCAACGUGGGACAAAACAUCCGCGAUGCGGCAUGCUACAUGAGCUGGGCAUUCGCCAGGGCAUACCACCCGUCCGUACUGCAACCGUUCGUGGAGAGCAUUGCUUCGGCGCUGCUAGUGACGGCCGUUUUCGAUCGGGAAAUAAACUGUCGGCGGGCGGCUUCGGCCGCAUUUCAGGAGAGUGUUGGCCGGUUGGGCAACUUCCCGCAUGGGAUCGACAUUCUGACUACGGCCGAUUUUUUCUCCGUCGCGGUGCGAAGUAAUGCAUUUCUCAACAUCAGCGAAUACAUCGCAAAGUAUCACGAAUACAAAUACAACUUAAUAGAUCAUUUGAUUUCACGUAAAAUAAAUCAUUGGGAUACGAACAUCCGCGAGCUAUCGGCACAAGCGCUGCGCAAUCUAACGAAGCACGCGCCGGAGUACAUGCGAGAUACGGUUGUGCCGCAGCUGUUUCUGCUGGCAGAAUCAACCGAGCUCAACACACGGCACGGUGCCGUGCUGGCGCUGGGAGAAGUCAUCAAUGCGCUACAAGCGCUCGGCUCCGGACAAACCGGCGACGGACAGGAGGGCUUCAUUAACAACAAAAUCAGUGAACUCGCUGGACAGCUGAUUGGUAAAUAUCGGCUGCGCGGCCAGUUCAAGGGAAUGAGUGGCACGUACAUGAAACACGGCUGUGCCAGUUUCAUUCGCAACUGUAGCGAAGCCAUGCUGCCGAUCACGCAGCGAGAAUAUUUGGAAUCGUGGCAAUUGCUGCUGGACGCAAGCAUUGUCGAUGAAAAGUCAGCCACGCGGGAACAGGCAACGAUCGCGUUUUCGAAAUUCUGCGAUGCCUACUACAAGACGGAACCGGCCGAUCGUUUGGGUAGCCUGAUCGACAACUACAUCAAGGAGAUGCGCGACACACAGAUCGAACACAAAGCACAAGGAAUCGUGUCCGCGCUCGGUGCUUUGCCACUGUUUAUGAUCGAGCUGCGCUUGGAAGAAAUCGUGUCAGUGAUCGAUGUGAAAACUGUCGUGCCGGAAAUGUUUGCCGUCGGCUACAACCACUCCGAACUGCGGCGGGACUGUAUACGCGCGCUGAUGAACAUCGUCCAGACGGUCGGAUUUGAGCAUUCGGUCAAAUCGAACGAGAUACUGUGCGGACCGGUCUUCGGUUGCUAUUUGCGUGCGCUCGAGGAAUACGCGCUGGACAACAGAGGUGAUAUUGGCUCGUGGGUUCGUGAAGCUAGCAUUCACGCUCUGUACGCGUUCCUGACAAAAUGUCCCUCCACAUUACUCACGCCGCAGCACGUGCAGGAUGCUAUGAUUGCGAUCGCGAAACAAUCGGUCGAACGAAUCGAUAAAAUUCGCGCCGUAGCUGGCAAAACGUUCACGGCGCUCAUCUACCACGAACCGCAAAUACCGCACAUCGACCAGCGGCAAGCACUGCGGAGCAUAUUUCCACAGGACACAACCGAAGUGCUGUGGCUGUUUCCCCAUCACACAUUCCCGAUGUUCAUUCAACUGCUCGGCAUACCGGCGUACGUGGAGCACGUGUCGGCCGGGUUGAUACUGAGCGUUGGCGCACCGACCGAAUCUCUGCACACGUGUGCGUCCAAAAUUUUAAACGACUAUCUCAAAACGCACCAAUCCUUCAUCCCAACUUUCGGCACGGUGGUGCUGAAAAUUCUAAAGGAGAAAACCGUCAAGGACACGCUCUUCAUAACGUCCACAUUUCAGUUCCUGGCCGAGCUGCUGAACUCUUCGGCGAACGCUAAAUUGCUGCUCGUUAUGGAAGAAACGUCAACCGCAUUUGCCGAGCCCAUCUUCAACCUGGUGAAUGGUCUGACAACGCAAACCAGAAAGCACAUCGAUUCCAUUCCCGUCUACUGUACGCUUAUGCUUGCGCCGAAAAUAUGCAAGCGUGUGCUGAGCAAGCUCGUCGUGUAUCUGGGCAUGGUGUGCGUCAACAUUCGGCGCGAAACUGCGCUCAAGAUGUACGAAACGUUGCUGGUGUAUGGCGAUCAAACGGCGAUACCGGAGGAAAAUCUGGACGAGGUGUUGGUUUGCCUGAGCGAGGAAAAGUGGGACGGUGAGCUUGAGGAGGCACGGCAAAUUCGUAACAAGCUUUGUACGCUGAUGGCCAUCAAGCCGCCAGUAACCAAAGUGAAGAAAUAAUUUUCUUACCUACCAUCUGUUCACCAGGUGCCAACCACCUAACGCGGCGCGCGCACUGGUAGUAUUGCUACGUUUAAUGACUUUGAAUGCCUUACUUACCAAUAAACAAUGCUCUAAUAUUCAAGGUGAUUCGAAGUAUAGCACGUUAUUAUUGCUAUUUAACGAA
Anopheles stephensi (Asian malaria mosquito) is the source of this 3774-nucleotide messenger RNA. It is a transcript of the gene TBCD, whose product is annotated as tubulin-specific chaperone D. The coding region runs from base 105 to 3608 and encodes 1167 amino acids. Gene Ontology annotation, biological process: microtubule cytoskeleton organization; adherens junction assembly; post-chaperonin tubulin folding pathway. Gene Ontology annotation, cellular component: lateral plasma membrane. The record is from RefSeq and is a predicted model, not a curated record. Gene Ontology annotation, molecular function: GTPase activator activity; beta-tubulin binding. NCBI's taxonomy places the organism in Eukaryota, Metazoa, Arthropoda, Insecta, Diptera, Culicidae. The transcript is spliced from 3 exons.